Meloidogyne enterolobii is the source of this 627-nucleotide messenger RNA. NCBI's taxonomy places the organism in Eukaryota, Metazoa, Nematoda, Chromadorea, Rhabditida, Meloidogynidae. The record is from the annotation of a GenBank genome assembly.
AGACGAAAGACUACUAAACGAUUAGUUGAGGAGAGUUUGGCCAAAAAGAACAGUGUUCGUCGAAAAGCUUCAGCCCGAAGGAGUGGGGCAUCUCUCAAGGAUAUGGCUGGGAUGGAAGACUCUGAUGCCGAUGCCGAAUACAAAGUUGAGACCAUUUUGGAAAAGAAAGUUGGCAAGAACGGGAGAGAGCAAUACCUGAUCAAGUGGAAAGGCUUCGGGCCAGAAUGGAAUUCAUGGGAGCCUCGAAAAGGGAUUGCUCAUUUGGAUGUUUUUAAGAAGUAUGAAGAAAAAUUAAAAAAUAAUGAGGGAGAAGAAGAUGAAAGUGAUGAUGAUAAAGAAUAUAUUGCUGAGAAGGUUUUGGAUCGAAAAAUUGGGAGAGAUGGAGAAAUUGAGUAUUUCAUCAAAUGGGAAGGUUAUGACGAUGAUCGUAAUUCUUGGGAGCCAAAAAGUGGUGUUGGACAUCUUAAAGCAAUUAAGGAAUAUGAUGCUUUGAAUCCUUUGCCCGACAAAAAGGGGGGCAAACGAAAGAGUCAAGAUGCUACGGACACUCCAUCAACUUCGAAAUCUGCUGCUUCUGUUACUAAUGGUUCGACAAAGAAAAGCAAGAAACGUCGUCGUCGCUAUUGA